Colossoma macropomum (tambaqui) is the source of this 1408-nucleotide messenger RNA. RefSeq names its product charged multivesicular body protein 2A (gene chmp2a). The transcript has 6 exons. Gene Ontology annotation, biological process: endosome transport via multivesicular body sorting pathway; protein transport; late endosome to vacuole transport. Lineage: Eukaryota; Metazoa; Chordata; Actinopteri; Characiformes; Serrasalmidae. The record is from RefSeq and is a predicted model, not a curated record. Bases 182 to 844 code for a protein of 220 amino acids. Gene Ontology annotation, cellular component: multivesicular body; ESCRT III complex.
GUGACGUAGCGACCCUCCAUAGGAAGCGCUGAGAUGCGGAAGGGAAAAAAACAAAACGAAUAACUAGACUGACCGUCGCUCACAGUUAGCCACAGAAAACAAACACUGCGGACUCGGUGUGUCUGCGGGGAGCUUCUACUGGUCUGGAGGACAUUAUUAACCAAGAGAAAAGAAAGUUAAGAUGGAGUUCUUGUUUGGGCGGAGGAAAACUCCAGAGGAGAUGCUGAGACAGAACCAGAGAGCACUCAACAGAGCCAUGAGAGAUCUAGACAGAGAGCGCCAGAAGCUGGAACAACAGGAAAAGAAAAUCAUAGCUGACAUCAAGAAAAUGGCCAAACAAGGACAGAUGGAUGCUGUUAAGAUUAUGGCAAAGGACUUGGUUCGCACCAGGCGAUACGUUAAAAAGUUCAUCAUGAUGAGAGCCAAUAUCCAAGCAGUCAGUCUCAAAAUCCAAACCCUUAAGUCAAACAACAGCAUGGCACAGGCCAUGAAGGGAGUCACUAAAGCCAUGGCCACAAUGAACAGACAGUUGAAGUUGCCACAGAUUCAGAAGAUCAUGAUGGAGUUUGAGCGCCAGAGUGAAAUUAUGGAAAUGAAGGAGGAGAUGAUGAAUGAUGCUAUUGAUGAUGCAAUGGGAGAUGAGGAUGAUGAAGAAGAAAGUGAUGCUGUGGUUUCCCAAGUGCUGGAUGAGCUGGGCCUGAAUCUUUCAGAUGAACUGUCAAGUUUGCCAUCAACUGGCGGAAGUCUUUCAGUUGCUGCUGGGAAGAAAGCGGAGCCGCAGCCGACUCUGGCAGAUGCAGAUGCUGACCUUGAGGAAAGACUGAAUAACCUCAGAAGAGACUGAAGCAGACAGGACUUUUGUUAAGGCUUUAGUUCAGAAAUGUGUGUAUGAAGCUUUCUAACACCUUACUGAAAUGCUGCGUGAUUAAAACAGUGGAUGGUCGAACACUGCACAAUUGGAAUGCAGUGUGUUUCUGGCAUAAGGCACUCUUGUAUGAAUGUUUCUGUUUUUUGUUUUUCUUUCUUUCUUUUUCUAUUUGACGUGCCAUUCAAUGUCAUUCUACCAAACAAACGCUCCAAUCAAAGAUGUGGUUUUCAGGUCAUUUGUGCCACACAUCAUAUUUUAUUAGGGAAAGUUUUCCUGGGGGGAAAGUCUAAAGCACUGCAGGUACCUUAAUGGAAAUUGCUGAGAGGAAUAAACACUAAAUAGGACUUUAAUUAAAGGGGCAUAUGGUCUGCUAUCUAGUCAAAUAAAUGUUGAUAAGACUGAUAUUUUAUAUGAGUAGUUACAGUUUUACAUGUCUCAUUAGUACUGUUGUGGUCUUAUUCCAGAAUUGUAAAGCAUGGUGGUUUAUAUAUUUUAUCACAAUGCUUCAAACUUAUGAUCAUAAAAAUGCUUUUCUCAGUC